AUGCUCACCUCAAAUUUCACUCAGCGCGAGGGGUUGGUUGUUGAAAACAUCAAAGUCACCAAGUCCCUUCACCAAGUGCGUUCGACACGACCAAGCAUUCUGUGGUGGCUGAUGGCCGUCCCCGCGUUCAUCAUAUCAGUAUACGGCGCCGCAUUUUUCACCGGCCUCACGCCGGGCGACCCCCAAAUCAAGGCCAGGAUCAUCUCAUCUUUUGGCGGCGUAGUCCACAUAGGGGGUUCUCUCGUCGCGAUGGGUCUCGGUCCCUUCCAAUUCCUUCCCCCCCUUCGGCAGCAGUACCCCGCGGUCCACCGAUGGACGGGUUGGGUUUACGUCCUCGCCGUGAUAGUUGGAGGCGUUGCCGCCUUCUAUGUCACGCUCAACAGCGAAGCAUUGCCGUGGGGGAAAGUUGGGUUUGCGCUGCUUGCCCUCGGGUGGCUCGAGACUGCCCGGCAAAGCAUUGUGGCCAUCUGGCGGGACGGGGACAUCAAGGGCCAUCAAGCGUGGAUGACGAGAAACUUUUCUCUGACCUAUGCCGCCGUGAUGCUGCGCUGGCAGCUGCCGUUGAUGAUCGCCAUGGGCAUGGAAGUAAAGUUCGCGCUCUCCAUUACUGGAUACGCUUCAUGGAUACCGAACUUGUUGUAUGUCGACUAUUUUGUGUUGAAUUGGGGCCGCAAAUAG
Colletotrichum higginsianum IMI 349063 is the source of this 678-nucleotide messenger RNA. RefSeq names its product Membrane protein. Lineage: Eukaryota; Fungi; Ascomycota; Sordariomycetes; Glomerellales; Glomerellaceae. The transcript has 2 exons. The record is from RefSeq and is a predicted model, not a curated record. The coding region runs from base 1 to 678 and encodes 225 amino acids.